Molecule: messenger RNA, 2876 nt
Organism: Anarrhichthys ocellatus (wolf-eel)
Lineage: Eukaryota; Metazoa; Chordata; Actinopteri; Perciformes; Anarhichadidae
Gene: med25
Product: mediator complex subunit 25
Exons: 20
Coding region: 132-2369 (745 amino acids)
Biological process (GO): positive regulation of transcription by RNA polymerase II
Cellular component (GO): transcription regulator complex; mediator complex
Source: RefSeq, a predicted model, not a curated record
UACAACAAAUGGCUCAUGUUAGCAUCCUGUGUAGUGGGAGCUAAUUUCAAACUUGUUUAACGUUAUAUUUGAGUUUGGCUAAGUGAUUUUACGAUUCGACUGGCAGCCGCAAACCACCAGGUCCGGCACUCAUGGAGCCGUCCACUAAGCCUGCGACCAACCAGGUGGCUGAUGUGGUAUUUGUCAUUGAAGGGACGGCAAACCUUGGACCUUACUUUGAAUCUCUAAGGAAAAAUUAUAUACUGCCGGCCAUUGAAUAUUUCAAUGGAGGGCCCCCAGCAGAAACAGAUUUUGGUGGAGAUUAUGGGGGGACACAGUACGGCCUCGUGGUGUUCAACACAGUAGACUGUGCACCUGAGUCAUAUGUCCAGUGUCACGCACCGACUAGCUCUGCCUUUGAGUUUGUGUCGUGGAUCGACAGCAUCCAGUUCAUGGGAGGUGGAGCAGAAAGCUGUAGUCUAAUUGCUGAGGGACUCUCUGUGGCCUUGCAGCUCUUUGAUGACUUUAAGAAGAUGAGAGAGCAAAUAGGUCAAACCCACAAGGUGUGUGUGCUUCUUUGUAACUCUCCUCCAUACCUGCUUCCUGCUGUGGAGAGUGUCAGCUACACCGGCUGCACAGCAGACAACUUGGUCAAAAUCAUCAGAGAUAGAGGAAUUCACUUCUCUGUGGUGGCGCCUCGGAAACUACCUGCUCUACGGUCUUUGUUUGAGCGGGCGUCUCCAGUAGGAGGUGCGGUCGAACCCCAUCCAGACUACAGUCAGGACCCCUUCCACAUGGUCCUAGUCAGAGGCAUCUCGCUUCCUGUUUCCUCAGGUGGAGGACCUGGGCCGCUCAAACCUGUCCUCCCUCCUCAGCCACUGCCUGUCAAUCAGCCUCUUGGUGGAGCUUCACAACCCCCUCCACCCAUGAACCCAACCCACCCUUAUCAGAAUACAGCCCCAAUGACUGCUGCUCAGGUGGCUGCACAGAUGGCUGUGGAGGCAGCCAACAACCAGAAGAGUCGCUUCCCGGGAAUGGUCAACCAGGGUCCUCCGUUUACCAGUCAGCCACCCAUCCCAUCAGUCGCUGGAGUGAAGCUCAAUCAGCCCAGCAUUGCAACAGUCACUACAUCAACACAGCCCAUGAUGCCACAGCAACAAGUUCCUCCCAAUCAGCCAGUCCCCCCGCCAGUACAGCCAGUACCAAAUCAGCAGCCGCAGAUACCACCUCAGCAGCAACCCACUGUGAAUCAGCCCACAGUGCCUUCAGCACAGCCCAACAUGCCUGGUGUGUCUGGAGCUCCAGGCAAUGCAAAUUCAAUUGGACAGCAGCAAGGUGUGGCCAAUAAGAUUGUAGCAUGGACCGGUGUCCUGGAGUGGCAAGAGAAGCCUAAAGCCUCUUCCAUGGAUUCAACCACCAAACUAACACGUUCUCUGCCAUGUCAAGUGCAUGUUAACCAAGGGGAGAAUCUAAACACAGACCAGUGGCCACAGAAGCUCAUCAUGCAACUGAUUCCACAGCAACUACUGACCACCUUAGGUCACCUCUUCAGGAACUCUCGAAUGGUUCAGUUUCUCUUCACCAACAAAGACGUGGAGUCGCUGAAAGGCUUGUACCGCAUUAUGGCCAAUGGCUUCGCCGGCUGCGUUCACUUCCCUCACACUACGUCGCCCUGUGAAGUGCGGGUGCUGAUGCUGCUCUACUCGUCCAAGAAGAGAAUAUUCAUGGGCCUCAUCCCCAACGACCAGAGCGGCUUCGUCAACGGCAUCCGGCAAGUCAUCACCAACCACAAGCAGGUCCAGCAGCACAGAGCGCAGUUGGGUGGUGUGGGGCCGAUGCAGCCUGUUCAGGUCGCCCCCAAUCAGAACUUCCUCAACAGGCCCCCUGGGCCCAUUCCUGUCUCACAUGGCAGCGUCCAGCAGCAGUCUGUGGUGGUGGGCAUGCCCCCUGUUAGUCAGGUCUCUAUGAUGGAGGAGCAGCAGAGGCAGAACAAUAUGAUGACGAUGAGAGCAGCCGGACCAGCCAAUCAACAGCCGUCGGUCGGCGGAGCUCCACCCAACCAGGUCGCACAAAGCGGACAAGCCCAGCCCCAGGGUCCCAUACUCCGCCUCUCAAACCCAGGAGCCAAUCCACAGCUUCGCAGUCUUCUCCUCAGUCAACAGCAGCCACAGGGUGGGGUGUCUCACAUGUCAGGCAUGAUGUCUCACCAGGGUUUAGGGCAGCAGUUGGUCCAUCCGGCACCAGGAGUGGGGCCACAAAUGCAGAGCCAGUGGAGGCAGCCCUUAGGUCAGAUGCUGAUGUCUGGAGGUCAGCGAGGCGUGGUACCACAGCCAGGGAUGACUCAGGUCUCCAGCGUCAUGGAGGAUGAAAUCCUCAUGGACCUUAUCUGAUCCUGCUUUGUGGCGUCAGGAACUGGAUUUUUAGUUGUAUCGCAGCAGCCAUUUGCCAGUCUGGACACAUGCAUCCGCUCUGUUGCUUCAUUGCUACAAAUGGUCAACAUAAUUAAGGAACAAAUCAUGAUUUUUUUUUUAUUUUUUUUUUAUUUUUUUGGGGGGGGGGGGGAUUUUUUUUUGGAUUUUUUUACGGGACUGAGCCGCUGAAGUUAAGUAGGGGCAGACAAUGCGAGCAUUCGUUUUUUCAUGUAAGUGGUCAAACCGACGGCACGCUAAUCCUCCAUGCUACUCACUGGAUGAAGUCAAACCAGUGAAAACAGCAGAUUAUCUUAUGAUUCUGGAAACUCUGCUUUUCUAUAUGUUUUUUUGUUUCGAAUUUUAUCACUGAAAUCAGAAAUAUUGUAAUUUUUUCCUUUUUUAAUUGAGAUUUUACCUUUUCUGUUGUUUCUUGUUUUAUUAUUGAUGAAGUUGUUUUAUGAGGACACAAUAAAAUGAUGGACUGUA